AUACGCUUGGUAAUAAAGACGAGCUAGGAGAGAGAUUAAAUACCCAUUUUGAUAAGAAAAAAGGGAAAUUACCGUCAAAUUUGAAUGAUGCCAAUAGUAAUGCUGGGUUUCUAGAAUUAGUUGAAGGCCAAAGUAUUAAUAAUGAUAAUGACUUAAUUGAAGUAGAGAUAGAUUUUGUUUCUGAAAAUAAAGAACCUUUGGAAUUAAAGUCACAUUUGGGCAGUGAAUAUAAUUUCAAAAACCAAGCAGGAAGUACGUCUGGAAUAUCACACUUGAGGAAUAAGGAGUAUGGUCAGCAGGUUCCGAAAUUAAAAGUCCAAACGGAUGUGGUGCCAGUUGAUAUGUUUCUUUCUGCCUUGAAUAAUAUAGAAAGAAAGAUUGAUUAUAAUUUUGAGGCAUUGCAAGACCAAUGUUUUAAAGAAACGGAACAAGAAAGUUUGCUGAGCGAAGCUUGGCCGCGGGUUAAGUUGGAAAAGCCCUGUGACCAAUACGAAUAUGAUUUUUUGAUUGGGGGUGAAAUUGAAUCACGUGCAGUUACUUUUUGGUUGGCGAAUGAUAGAGGAUGGAAGGUGGCAUUACAAGUGGUUGGAGGAAAUGACAAGAUGAUGCAAAAAUAUAAAGACCAAAUUGGAAUGGUAACAAGCGCUUUACCUUCAAUAGGAGCAAAUACUUGGAACUACAGUAGAAAGUUUUUUAAAAGAAAUUAUAGGAAGUCACAAAUUAAAAGAAAGUAUAGGGUAGAGUCUGCAUCUACUUCUUCGGAAUCAGAAUCGGAGGAAAGGAAAAAAGAAAAAAUGGAUACUAUUCCUUUCGCAACAAAAGGCCACAUGGAUCAAAUGGAUUAUCAAAGUCAAUUGUAUGUUAUAACUGCAGAGGAAUCGGGCAUAUCUCACCCAACUGCUCUUCAACUAACUCAAAAGUACCAACAGAAAGAUCUCGACUCAAACAAGAUGAUUGACAACGCUCGGCAUUCGAAAUGGGAUUAUCAGGGAAGUAGAGCCGUGGAGGAACAAAAAAUGGCGGUUUAUAGCAGUAAAG
Messenger RNA from Racocetra persica, 1038 nucleotides. The record is from the annotation of a GenBank genome assembly. NCBI's taxonomy places the organism in Eukaryota, Fungi, Glomeromycota, Glomeromycetes, Diversisporales, Gigasporaceae.